AUGGAGGAGAGUGCACCACUUCAUCCAGAACCUUCACUGAUGGAGAACAUAUCACAUCAACCCGAGCCAUCAGCAUUGGAGAACACAUCACAUCAUCUUGAACCUUCAACGAUGGAAGAAAGACACUCUUGUUUUAAUAACUUAAAGUUAUUUCUAGCAGCCUUGUCCUUCGCUAUCUUUGCUGAAGCAUUAUCUGGGAGCUAUUUGAAGAGUGCAAUCACACAGAUGGAGAGACGCUUUAAUAUUCCAAGUUCAUUAAUUGGCAUCAUUGAUGGGAGCUUUGAAAUUGGGAACCUGCUGGUGAUUGCCUUUGUGAGUUACUUUGGAGCAAAGUUUCAUAGACCGAAACUAAUUGCAACUGGCAUGAUACUCAUGGCCACUGGAACAUUUAUAAUAGCUUUGCCCCAUUUUAUCAUGGGACGCUACGAAUAUGAAUCAGCAGUUAAACCUUUGCACAACUCUACGUCAAUUGUGUCCUUGUGCUCAAUGGAACCUUAUGAUAAGCAAAUACCAGAAUUCAUGGACAUGUCGACACCAUUACCUAAACUGGAUUGUGAAAAUACGGGUGAAUCCUUUCUGUGGAUAUUUGUAUUCCUUGGAAAUGUCCUGCGUGGAAUUGGGGAGACACCAAUCGUACCCCUGGGUGUCUCUUAUCUCGACGAUCAUGCCAAGCAGGAAAACUUUGCCUUCUAUCUGGGAUGCAUGUACACAUUUGGACUGUUGGGACCAAUAUUCGGCUUUGUACUGGGAUCAUUUUGUGCCAGGUUGUUUGUGGAUAUUGGAUUUGUUCGCUCAGACAGUCUAACAAUUACUCCAAAGGAUACUCGAUGGGUCGGUGCCUGGUGGCUUGGCGUUUUACUAGUUGGCGUGAUAUCCAUUCUUGCUGCUAUACCAAUAUGCUUCUUUCCAAAAACCAUGCCUAUAGAGGGAGAAGGAAAGAGAGGAUUAAGCAGGUCCACUAAAAGAUCUAGAGAGGGAGACCAUGGUGGGUCAGAUCAUACAUUGCAUCAGACAUCCAAGUUUUCAGCACUGGCUAAAGAUUUCUUGCCAUCUGUGAAAAGCCUGAUUUGCAACCCAAUCUAUUUUCUGCUUCUACUGCAGAGUAUCCUACAAAUGAACAGUAUGAUCGGGAUGAUAACAUUCAAGCCCAAAUUUAUUGAGCAGCAGUAUGGCCGGACAGCAUCAAGAGCCAAUCUUUUAGUAGGAAUUGUCAAUGUUCCUCCCGUGGCAAUUGGGAUUUUCUGCGGAGGGUUUGUGAUGAAGAAAUUCAAGAUAGACGUGAUUGGAGCUACGAAGUUCUGCAUCGGGACUUCUGUUUUUUCAUGGAUGUUUCUCAUCUUAUUUUUCACAAUGGGCUGCCAGAAUUCUUCAGUGGCGGGUUUGACAGCCUCCUAUGUGGGGAUAACAGAGAGCUCACGUGAGGGGCACAGUUUAUUCUCCCAAUGUAACGCUGGCUGCAUGUGCUCAAGGACGCAGUGGGAACCUGUUUGUGCUGCAAAUGGGAUGACUUAUGUUUCUCCUUGUCUAGCUGGCUGCAAAACAUCAAAUGGAACAGGGGUAAAUAUGGAAUUCCACAACUGCAGCUGUAUUUCCCAAUUGACAGCUGUCAAUUCUUCUACAAUUCUGGGACAAUGCCCAAGAGCUGAGGACUGCAACAAAAUUUUUCCAUAUUUCUUGGCAGUAACAGUGCUCGAAUCUUUCACCUUUUCUUUGGGAACCAUGGCUGAGUUUGAGAUACUAAUGAGGUCCGUUGAUCCAGAGUUGAAACCACUGGCUAUAGGCAUAUACAGUUUGAUUAUAAGAAUGCUCGCUGGAAUUCCAGCUCCUAUUUACUUUGGAGCAAUGAUUGACACAACGUGUCUGAAGUGGGGAACCAAUAGAUGUGGGGGGCGAGGGGCCUGCAGGAUGUAUGACACAGAUGCAUUCAGAUAUAUCUACCUUGGAGUGGCUGCAGGAACUGGAGUAAUCUGUUUUGCUCUGGUUAUUCCUUUUUACAUGCAAGUGAAGAAACGUUUUGCACUAAAAGAUAAAAAAGCAUUAGACAAUGAACAUACUGAACUGGCAAUUAUGAAUGAAGAUAAUAAUCGCACUGAUUGUGAUCUUUCAAUGAAUGCUAUAGAUCAUGAACAAUGA
Molecule: messenger RNA, 2133 nt
Organism: Carcharodon carcharias (great white shark)
Lineage: Eukaryota; Metazoa; Chordata; Chondrichthyes; Lamniformes; Lamnidae
Product: solute carrier organic anion transporter family member 1C1-like
Exons: 14
Coding region: 1-2133 (710 amino acids)
Biological process (GO): sodium-independent organic anion transport; transmembrane transport
Cellular component (GO): membrane
Molecular function (GO): protein binding
Source: RefSeq, a predicted model, not a curated record